AUGAUUAGCAUUGACUUUUUGGCCAAGUUACUUAGUUUACCGUAUGUGGUGAUCAAGGCUGUAUUGCAGUAUUACACUGUGGGUACCAUCUAUAGUCGUACAAACAUUGAGUUUCGCAAUUCUUUGUGGAAGAAUGUGUUGUUAUCGGUAGAAUAUCAUAUGAGUGGUAAUUACAAGAAGCAAAACGUCAAGGCUGUUGUUUAUGAGCCAGUUGAGAAGGUGUUUAAGCAAGUUGCCAAAAAUCCUAUGGUUAAAUCUUUGAAUGGGUUUGGGGAAAAGUUUGAUGCCCGUUCGUAUUGGAUCCACAAGAGUGACAAUCCAUCGGGUAAAGUUUUGGUUUACCUUCAUGGUGGUGGGUAUUUGUUGAAUUUGUUUAAAUCGCAGUUGGUUUCUAUUGCUGCGUUGCAUUAUGCAUUGGAUGCAAGGGUUGCUGAUGAGUUGUCUAUUUUGGUUGUUGAUUACCUGUUGACACUUUUUGAUCAUGUAUUUCCAGCACAAUUGGUGGAGAGUCUUGAGAGUUAUACCAAUUUAAUCAAAGCUGGGUUUAAGGAUAUACAUCUUAUUGGUGAUUCUGCAGGGGGCCAUUUAGCUGUUAAUAUGCAAAUGGCUAUUGCCAAUCCAAAGGAGACUAAGGAGAUGUUUGCGGAUUUUGGAUACGACGGUGGUGCUCUUGAUGGGAAACUUGUAGCUCCAAAAAGUUUAUCGUUGCUUUCGCCAUGGGUGCAACCAACUGUUGCGCCAAUUGUUUCGCCGGGAGUCAAUACAUGGGGUGACCUUGGGGCUUUGGAUACUACUCUUGGGGAAUUGUUUGUUGAAGGGAUUCCAAAAGAUCAAUUGGCCAGAUAUAAUAGAUAUAUAAACUUGUGCAAUGUGCCACCACUCCCAGAAACAUUGGUCAUUGUUGGUGAAAGAGAAGUGUUGAAGAAUGGUAUUGAUAUGUUUGUUGCUGAUGCCCAAGGUCCUAUAGAGUAUCACGAAGAGCCAGGUGGUAUUCACGCAGCAAUGGUUUAUGUAGAAGGGUUAGAUUAUUCUGGAAACAAGGGAGCCAAGAGGGCAAUUGCUGGAGAUUUUACAAACAAGUUUGCCUACAAUUUGGUUGCUGAGUUUUUAAGUAGAAAUGUAUAG
Messenger RNA from Candida tropicalis MYA-3404, 1125 nucleotides. RefSeq lists its product as uncharacterized. Lineage: Eukaryota; Fungi; Ascomycota; Pichiomycetes; Serinales; Debaryomycetaceae. The record is from RefSeq and is a predicted model, not a curated record. Bases 1 to 1125 code for a protein of 374 amino acids. The transcript has a single exon.